This is a messenger RNA of Triticum turgidum subsp. durum (durum wheat), 459 nucleotides long. The record is from the annotation of a GenBank genome assembly. Lineage: Eukaryota; Viridiplantae; Streptophyta; Magnoliopsida; Poales; Poaceae.
AUGGCGGCCAAGCUGACCCAGGAGCAGGCGGACGAGUGCAAGGAGGUGUUCGACCUGUUCGACGGCGACGAGGACGGCCGCAUCGCCGCCGGCGAGCUGGUCACGGCGCUCCGCUCGCUGGGCCAGAACGUGGACGAGGCCGAGGCGCGGGGCUUCCUCGAGGACGCCGGCGCGGGCGGCGCCGGCGCCGUCGCCAUCGACCUCCCCACGUUCCUGGCCGUGGCCGCGCGCAAGGCCAACGCCGGCGUAUCGGCCAAGGGACUGGCCCAGUGCCUCGACGCGUUCGACGACGACGGGAGCGGCGUCAUCCCCGCGGAGCAGCUGCGGCAGGUGAUGCUCACCCACGGCGACCGGCUCACGGAGGAGGAGGCCGACGAGCUGGUCCGCAAGGCCGACCCCCGCGGCGAGGGCCGCGUCCAGUGCAAGGAGCUCGUCAAGGUGCUCAUGAACAACAAGUGA